This is a messenger RNA of Gasterosteus aculeatus aculeatus (three-spined stickleback), 6798 nucleotides long. RefSeq names its product eph receptor A4b (gene epha4b). Gene Ontology annotation, molecular function: ATP binding; protein binding; transmembrane-ephrin receptor activity. NCBI's taxonomy places the organism in Eukaryota, Metazoa, Chordata, Actinopteri, Perciformes, Gasterosteidae. Gene Ontology annotation, biological process: ephrin receptor signaling pathway; protein phosphorylation; axon guidance. Gene Ontology annotation, cellular component: dendrite; plasma membrane. The record is from RefSeq and is a predicted model, not a curated record.
CUCCCUUCAAUCGCAGGGCUGCGCUCACCGACUCGACACCGCCGACAGGGAUGCAGCGAGCGCGCUGCGCAGCCUGAAAAAUGGCACCACCUCGCAUCCUGUGGAUCUAUCCAUCCCUCCACCUCCUGUCCUGCUUGGUUCUGAUCUUCCACGGGUUGACGCCGUGCCGAGCCGUGCGGAACUACCCGGAGAAUGAAGUUACGUUGCUGGACUCCAUGUCCGCCUUGGCUGACCUGGGCUGGGAGGCUUACCCCAACGAAGGGUGGGAGGAGAUCAGUGUGAUGGAUGAGAGGAACACCCCGAUGAGGACCUAUCAGGUGUGUAACGUCAUGGAGGCCAACCAGAACAACUGGCUGAGGACGCGCCACAUCAGCAGAGAGGGAGCGCAGCGCGUCCACAUUGAGAUCAAGUUCACCCUGCGGGACUGUAACAGCCUGCCCGGAGUCCCUGGGACCUGCAAGGAGACGUUCAACAUGUACUACUAUGAGUCCAACAAUGCCAACCUGUGGUUCAUCAAGGAAAGCCAGUAUGUGAAGAUUGACACAAUUGCUGCAGAUGAGAGUUUUACACAGGUGGACGUUGGAGACCGCGUCAUGAAGCUGAAUACGGAGGUGCGCGACAUCAGCAACCUGAGCAAGAAGGGUUUCUACCUGGCCUUCCAGGACCUCGGCGCAUGCAUCGCUCUGGUCUCCGUCCGGGUCUUCUACAAGAAGUGUCCCCUCACUGUGCUUAACUUGGCCCAGUUCCCCGACACGAUAACGGGCGGCGACACGGCGCUGGUGGAGGUCCGCGGCGUGUGCGUGAACGCCUCCGAGGAGUUUGAGGCUCCAAAGAUGUACUGCAGUGCAGAUGGAGGCUGGCUGGUUCCCAUCGGGAGGUGUGUGUGCAAGCCGGGCUUCGAGGAGAACAAGGACGGCUGCCAGCCAUGCAGACCUGGUACCUACAAAGCUUCAGCCACGGAUGCCUACUGCACCAAAUGUCCUCCUCACAGCUCGUCCCCGCAGGAACAGGCCUUCGAGUGCGUUUGCGAGAGAGGUUUCUAUCGGGCUGAGACAGACCCACGCUCCAUGGCCUGCACACGUUCUCCGUCUGCUCCGGAGAACCCCAUCUCCACAGUGAACGAAACCUGCAUCACCUUGGAGUGGUCGCCCCCCAGAGACACGGGGGGCCGGGGGGACGUCACCUACAGCCUCCACUGCAGGAAGUGCUCCGGCGACAGCAGGAAGUGCACCCCGUGUGGCAGCAGCAUCCAUUUCGUUCCCAGGCAGUUCGGCCUCUCUUCACCUACUGUGCUCGUCACCGACCUGCAGCCCGACUCAAACUACAGCUUCACUGUGGAGAGCCAGAACGGAGUGUCGGACUUGAGUCCGACGCCGAAGGGAACUGUGGUCAUCAAUGUGACGACGUCACAGACGGUGAGCGUCGUGUUGAAGGAGCGGCGGAGCAAGGACAGCGUGACCUUGGCCUGGCAGGGUCCGGAGAGACCAGACGGAGCGAUAGUGGAGUACGAGGUCAUCUACUAUGAGAAGAAUCAGCGGGAGCAGAAUUACACAGUCUUGAAGACUCGCUCCAACAUGAUGACAGUGGAAGGGCUGAAGCCGGGGACCACCUACGUGUUCCGGGUCAGGGCCCGAACCGAUGGGGGCUACGGGACCUACGGUGGAGAGAUUGAAUUGGAAACCAGCCACGAAGACGUCUUUCCCAUCGGGGACCCUAACCAGUCCACCAUUCUGGCUGUGUCCAUCGCUGGAGGGAUCGUUCUCCUCGUCUUCCUGGUGACUUGCUUCGUUGUCAGCGGAAGGCACUGUGGAUACAUCAAAGCCAAGCAGGACCCUGAUGAAGAGAAGAUGCAGUUCCAACAUGGCCGAGUCAAGCUGCCAGGCAGUAGGAUCUACAUCCAUCCUCACACCUACGAAGACCCCAACCAGGCUGUCCGAGACUUUGCCAAAGAGAUCGAUGCUUCCAACAUUCGCAUAGAGAGAGUCAUUGGAGCUGGAGAGUUUGGGGAGGUUUGCAGUGGUCGGCUGCGUGUUCAGGGAAAGAGGGAGAUCUACGUGGCCAUCAAGAGCCUGAAGGCGGGAUACUCUGACAAACAGAGGAAGGACUUCCUGUCCGAGGCCUCCAUCAUGGGACAGUUUGACCACCCAAACAUCAUCAGGCUGGAGGGCGUCGUGACAAAAUGUAAACCAGUGAUGAUCAUAACGGAGUUCAUGGAAAACGGAUCUCUGGAUACUUUUCUCAAGAAACAUGACGGCCAGUUCACGGUGAUCCAGCUGGUCGGCAUGCUGCGCGGCAUCGCCUCCGGCAUGAAGUACCUGUCGGACAUGAGCUACGUUCACCGAGACCUGGCGGCUCGGAACAUCCUGGUCAACAGCAACCUGGUGUGUAAAGUGUCCGACUUUGGCCUGAGUCGAGUUCUGGAGGACGACCCAGAGGCCGCCUACACUACGAGGGGAGGGAAGAUCCCCAUCAGAUGGACGGCUCCGGAGGCCAUCGCCUACAGGAAGUUCACUUCUGCCAGCGAUGUGUGGAGUUACGGCAUCGUCAUGUGGGAGGUGAUUUCAUACGGAGAGAGACCCUACUGGGAGAUGUCCAACCAGGAUGUGAUCAAAGCAAUAGAUGAAGGUUACCGCCUUCCCGCUCCCAUGGACUGUCCCGUUGUGUUGCACCAGCUCAUGCUGGACUGCUGGGAGAAGGGACGCAGCGACAGGCCAAAGUUUGGACAGAUUGUCACAAUCCUGGACAAGCUCAUCAGAAACCCAGCCAGCCUCAGAGAGCUGGCCAACAGCUCAGCAUGCAGGGAGGACCCGUCCACCCCAGAGCUCAGUGUGAACACAGUGGAUGAGUGGUUGGAGGCCAUCAAGAUGGGCCAGUAUAAGGAGAACUUUUCCAGUGCUGGAUAUGUCAGCUUGGACUCAAUCCUCUACAUCAGUGUCAGUGAAUUGGCUAAGAUGGGUGUGACUCUUGCCGGGCACCAGAAGAAGAUUUUGUCUAGCGUGGAGAACCUGCAGAGCCAGGGGACGCACGUCCAAGUAUAACAAUUUCCCUCAGAAACACACAGUGCGACAGAGCUGAAAACGGAGGCUCCUGUAUUGGAGUUUCCCCACUGAAUAGGAGUCGUGAUGGAUACUCUGAGCUCGGGCCUUCACUGGUUUCGAGAUACACCGAGACAGAGACAACAUGGACGCUCGCCUCCUUCACCCUCUCGCAGCUUCACCGUUCUUCCCAUCCUCCAUGGGCUUUGGCACUCAAAGUCCGAGCAACACCGGCACCGUUACAGAGCAGCAGAGAGACACGCGUCCACCGCAGAACAUUUCACCACAUAUCAGCUCAACAAAGAGAAAAAAAAAUGUUAACAAAAAAAGUGACACAAAAAAAGUUAGAAUAUAAUGAUCAUCAAUGUCUGUGAGGUGUACAUUUUUUAAUUUUUUAACUGUCCUUUUGUUUUCCGUUCUAAGAGCUUAAAAAGGGUCAGAAGAAAUGUAUAUGUGUAGAUAUAUGUUUAUAUGGGCUGUGUGUGCCACAACCGUAGAGAUGGACCUAAUGUUUGUAUUGGUGGUGAGGUUUAUAUUGCUCAACCUUAACAGGGGUUCUUCCCUAGUAAAUGUAUGGCCCCCUCCAUUGUAUACAGAAAGCCAAUAAAUGAGCAGAGAUUACGAAUGACAUGAAUGUGUAGGUUGAGGGUAACAGAAAAACUGGACCUUUUAGAGACAGAGCGGUAUCUCCAUUUUAUUAGCUCAUGUAGGAUUGAAGUAGUAGUCCUUUUAAAUUGUGUAUUUAACCAGGACAAGGGCUUCUCCAGAGACGGCUCUAAGACCCACUUCCAUUGCAACUAGACCCUGUGCACCUUUGCUUGUCUGCCUGCGCUCGUGAUGUAUCAAAGUGCAACGGAAACAGUCAGCUGCAGUUAUCACAGGCUCGUUUUUCUUCUUCCAUAAGUGACUGUGUAUUCCAAACAACAUUGUUUAUUCAGCCGUUACAGUGUGAUGAUGUCUGGAAUAUUUCAAGUCCAAAAGUUAACCGUCCCACGUUUCAGGUGUGUUAAGAAAGUUCUAGUGUUUUUGUGUGGAGGGAAGGGGAUGCCACGCUCAUCAUAGAGUCGACACAGUUAAGAAUGUCUACCAUGUUUUUUCCAGUGUUGUGCCAAGUAAAGUAACCUUGAAAUGUUCACCUGGGCAAUUUAGCAUAAUUUAUACAGUACUCCGUCCUUUCAUCAGUUCCUAUGGCUGGAUGGUAAUAUGAGGCCAGCCACAGUAAAUGCAGUGUUUUGUUAAAAUGGUCUGCUUGAUGAGAAGGAGCCUCUGAAUACACCCUUUUUCCAGCAUUUCCCCAGCGUUGAUUUUACUCCGAGCCAACACAAGAGGGUACAUUUUACUUUAUAAAGAAAGUUGAUUUGUGUGACUUGUUUGGUCCUAAUUACUUGUUACCUGUCAUGCCAGCCUAUUUCAAGCUACCCAAGUUUCAAACCAUCGCUGAAACGCUAAAUUUACAACCCUGUUUACAGCAAAUAUAAACCAAUUGGUUUGUUUUUGUUUUUUCCCUUAUCAAAGGGAAACUGCUGCUUAUCGCAUUAAAUACAAAGUUAGAUAUAUUGGGACCCUCUUGUGCUCUGCAUUUAUCACACUAAACCUGCUUUAGUGUAUUCCCAAACCCAAUUAUAAUUUAUGUGGUACUCCAUAGGACCAACAGUGGCAAAAGGUACAGUAUAUAUUAUUGUAUUAUAGUGUAAAAUAUGUACAGCGUUGAUUUAAAAUGUUAGAAUGUUUGUAAUGACAACAAUGAUGAUGACUAUGAUGUCCUUUUAUUGUGAAAGAGAUUUCUGAAGCUCUCGUUCAGGAGCAGGUUACACAGGAGAAAAGUGAAGGGAGGGGAUUUGUUGGUAUGAACAAAGGAAUGUAGCAUGGUGCGGAGCGUCAGCUUUGAUUGACAGGUGGCAGUGACUGCAGCUCUACCGUAUCGUUAGAAUGAGUAGAAUGAACUUCCCUUGUUGAUACUCUAGCGUAAUUUGCAUACCCCCCUUAAACAGUAAUGACAUGCACUUUUUAAGCCUGUGUCCUUAAAAAAGAAUGCUUACAUACAAAGGUUACCACUGCAAGGAUGGAAGUGAAGGGUCAGAGAUUAGACAUUUCCAUAGAUCAAAUUAGCGCUGAACCCCUCCCCAAAAACACAUUUUUUGGGGGAGGGGUCCAAUCACAGGUUGGCAAUCGUAGCUAGGAACAGAAGACCUUUCAAUCACAUCCGCGUGCUGGAGCAAGUUGCAUGUACUUGGCAUAGAAAGACUUUGGAAGGUGGCAACUUUUUUCAGCAUUUCAGAAACCAAUAUGCACGGGCAAAAGAGCACAAGUAGUUCUUCAACCGCUUGCAUCCCCCCCUCCCCUCACUUGAAGCUGGUAUUUGAUGCUUUAAGAGUUACUGUCAAGGUCGGCUGUUGUUGAAACCUAUUAUUGGAUUCUUUAGGUUUAUAGCAGAGCAGCCAACAGCCAAGGAGAUGGCGCUUCAUGUACCAAGCACAUUGGUUGGUUUUCAUACUAAAAGCCUUUUCCCUUGAAAUGUUAAAAAUGGGCCGUGUUGUUGAUAAUUAAAGUGUGACCCCUCUUUAACCUUUUUGUACAGGGUUUUCAAUUUAAAACAAGUUAGCAGGAAACACUAAAAAAAUGGAACUCAUGGAGCUAAAGUAAGCUUAGAUAGCUUAGCUAGCUACAGCUAUCAAAUAUGUUUUUGACACUGGUCGAUUUUAGCCAGGAUGAAAUUAUGUUAAUGUCCAAAAACUUGAAGUUUUUUUUGUCUAUGCUUGUCAGAAAUCAAGGAUUUAAAAAAUAAUUUGAGACUUUUGCAUCUCUCAACGUGCCAAUCGACAGCAAAAAGCUUAGCAACUGUUUCCGAGGGGGCCAUAACUUGUGGGCAGCCUCAGUGGGUCAAAGAGUGAACAUUUCAACCACUAUGAGGCGUUUGUAUUUUUUCAGCCUUAUUGUUUGCAAAUACAAUAAAAAUGUAAUUUAAUUCGGAGAGUAUGAAACUACAUUCUACUCUUGCUAACUCCAUGAUUUCACUCUGGCGGACUACUCUUGACCGCCGGCCUUUUAGAUGCCUUAUUCACUGUUGCCCUAUAGAGGCGAUAUUAAGAGUAAAGUAUAUGUACAGGUAUUAUUUAUCUGUGUUCUUAAGAUUACAUGUAACAUCCCAGAGACCCUUUCUUCAAAAAGACCUUCUCUUUGAUUCCUCGAAGCAGAACAAAGUCAAUAUGUCGUAUCAUAAAUCUUAAAAGGUUUUCACCUGUAAAAGGUGAUUCCAGAAAUUGAUUGUUUCUACUUAUUUUCAUUGAGUCAUAAGACAUUCAAUUUGAUUAUAGGUUGAAUAACAAUAUAAUAGGCUACAUUUGCUUGCAAAAAUGAUUUUCACUGGCAAAUUGUCUGUUACAAUGUCAGGAUUAGAACAAGACAAUUUUAAGUAUCACUCCAAAAAAACAGGUGAGAUGCAACAAUAUCGCUUUAAAACAUAUUCAACACUCCCACGUCAAACAUUUGAAUAAUGUCGAGAUCAUACGCUCACUAUUCACCCUAGGUAAGGUUUGAUUUACUUAUACGCAAAACCAUGUGUCCUCAGUACCCCGCCAGGUCUGUAUUGUGAGUGUUAAAGAGUGACCCUCAUUCAUCCCUCCCCCCCCCCUUCCUUUGGCCACCGUACAAUGCUUAUUUGUCAGCAUUCUAGUUUCCUCAGCGUUGCUUGUUAUAAAGGGUACAGGCAUCCUAAUGUCUUUCAUGUUGCUGUAAUAAAUAUGCUAAUAUUUCUAAUUUCUCA